Molecule: messenger RNA, 1881 nt
Organism: Metschnikowia bicuspidata var. bicuspidata NRRL YB-4993
Lineage: Eukaryota; Fungi; Ascomycota; Pichiomycetes; Serinales; Metschnikowiaceae
Exons: 4
Coding region: 1-1881 (626 amino acids)
Molecular function (GO): protein binding
Source: RefSeq, a predicted model, not a curated record
AUGGCUUUUCUCGGCCCCGUCAUGUGCCGCGCACUCGCCGCAGCCGUCCUCGUCUAUCUGCCCCGUCGGCCCCAUUGUCCUACACACUCCACUCAGAACAUUCCACCCAGCACAUACCAUCACCUGCUUGGCACCGCCCUCACCACACCCAGCACACCGCCAUCCACUGCGCUCACGGAUGCACCCAACGCCCGAGUGCCUGGCUCCCCCAUCAUGAACAACCACUCUGAACACGAGCAAAGGGCGCCGCGCGAGGCGUUCCUCACCUAUCUCCACGAAUACCUCGUCCAAAACGGGUGCACGCACACAGCACAGGCCUUGGCCAAGGAAGCCCGUGUGCGCCCGCUGGAGCACGCGCCAGACUCGUUCUUCUACGACUGGUGGUGCCUCUUGAUGAACAUGCACCAGGGCCUGGCCAUGCCGCCGCCGAGCCACGGCGCCCCCACAUACCAUCACCUGCUUGGCACCGCCCUCACCACACCCAGCACACCGCCAUCCACUGCGCUCACGGAUGCACCCAACGCCCGAGUGCCUGGCUCCCCCAUCAUGAACAACCACUCUGAACACGAGCAAAGGGCGCCGCGCGAGGCGUUCCUCACCUAUCUCCACGAAUACCUCGUCCAAAACGGGUGCACGCACACAGCACAGGCCUUGGCCAAGGAAGCCCGGCCUGGCCAUGCCGCCGCCGAGCCACGGCGCCCCGUGGGCACCCACAUCCGCGCCGCCGACUGCAACAGACCCUUUGGCCGCCGGGGCGUUCCCCAGCUCGCACCCAUUCAAGGUCCCUGCCCGGCGCGUCCGGGCGUGCUCCCGCCGCCGCCCCAGCGCGCGGGCCCGGCGAUGCCCAUGCCGCGGCCUCUACCCAAGCCCAAGCCCAAGCCCAAGAGUCGCAAAUCACUGGCUAAGGGCAAGCUGGCGCUCAAGGCGCUGCCCAUCCUUGCUCCGGGUGUGGCGCCUUUGGUGGUGCCGCGUACGUCGGUGCUGCGCAACUCACAGGGUAGCGCCGGGCGCAGCAACCCGUCCAAGUCCCCGCUCCACGCCAAGCCGGGUGGGCCUCUGCCGGUCACGCCCCACUGGGACACCGGGCGCGCUGCCGCAGACCCAUUCCCGCGGGACCUUGCGCCGGGCGGCGGCCCAAUGCCCCAUAUCGUGCAGACGCCUGGGAUCGCAUCAUCUCACAGCGCACAGUUGCAACAACAACAACAGCUACAACAACAGCAACAACAGCUACAACAACAACAGCUACAACAACAACAAUACCAGCAGCACCAACACCAUCAGACGUCCAGCCUGAAAGGCCACCAUGACCCGUCGCAGGCGAGCACGCCAAGCACCCAGCCGCCUGACCUGCAGCAACAGCUCUUCCUGCAGCAGCAGCAGCAGCUCCUCCAGCAGCAAAGUAUUGCCCAGCUCCAGCAGCAGCACGCAAAUGGGCAGCCCGCCAUGUUCUACCCCAAGUCGGACCCCAUGAACGAGCUCAUGGGCAGCGCCGGUGAUGCCGCCUUCUUGGACGAUAUGAUCGGAAGCAACAUAUACGGCGGCCCUAUGUUCGCGGCGCAGCCGCCCAUGGAUGCACCAGGCUUCGGCCCAACCGCGCCGAACAGGUCAUACCCACAACAACACGCGCAGCCCAAGGGGCUGGACUUUGGCGCAAAAGAUGCGGAUCAUGCUGGCAUGAUCAACGGCGUUGCGGGGCCCGGUGACGCCUUCAUGGAGGAAGGCUUCGGCUAUGACUUAAGCUCGCACAUGACGUUCACAGCGCUGGAAGAGCUCGACGGGGACCCGGAGAAUUACAGGGCGGACGCAGACUACGCUUUCGGUGGCGAGAGCAAUGCCGCCGGCGACUUUUAUCUCGAGCCGCCGUUGACCAUGUCUCUCUAG